Messenger RNA from Colletotrichum chrysophilum, 2133 nucleotides. RefSeq lists its product as uncharacterized. The record is from RefSeq and is a predicted model, not a curated record. The transcript is spliced from 2 exons. NCBI's taxonomy places the organism in Eukaryota, Fungi, Ascomycota, Sordariomycetes, Glomerellales, Glomerellaceae. The coding region runs from base 1 to 2133 and encodes 710 amino acids.
AUGGCGCCUCUUCCCCCUCCCAAGAUAAGUCGAGUUAACUCUGUGGAUGUUGAGUUCUUCCGGCUCGAUACAACCGUGGAAGAAAUAAGGAGCAUGUCCGGCCGAAGGUGUACUCUCUGGACUGUCAUCCAAGACCAGCUGACAAGCAUCGAAGCAGAGGCAAAGUCUCAAAAGAAACAAAGAAUCAACGCUUACGACUUGGACGACUAUCACGAGAAUAAGAUAGAAGCGCAUGAAGAGAAACUUGCUGCUUCUGUCGACGCGUCUGAAGCGAACGAGUAUCCCCGCUUGCGGAAACGCCUCUUUUGGGAUCAUGGCGAAGUUCUCGGUGACAAGGAAGAGUUUCCUGUGGGCCAGAAUAAUUGCGUCCGGGUGACCAUGGGAUAUUCUGCUAUCAAUGACUUCAAGGACAGAAACGUCAUUGUGUACAUCGGAAUGUUGAUCCCCAAAGGAUUCCCCGAGACUGCGAGUCCCGAUCGCGAAGAAGUCGAACUGGUGCAAUAUUCGACGAGGUUCCUCGCUCUUUACCUCCCAGCUUCGAUGGAUCUCAUCCGCAAGUGGCUGAGCAACUGCGACAUGAAUCAUAAAUGUGGAAUAAUGGAUCUACCAGAUUCCAUGCCUUCUCUGGUCAUCGACGUAUCAGACCCUGGUCGCAGUCGACUGUUGCGGGUGCCUGAGAACAUGAGAGAGCGCUACAUCGCACUGUCCUACUGCUGGGGAGGUGUCUCUCAAGCUAUCAUAUUGAGAACUGGGAACAUGUCUGAUUUGACCUCUUCCAUCGACCCGCAAAAGCUAGACCCAACUAUUCGGGACAGCAUAACCGUUACCAGGGAGCUCGGAUUCAAAUUCCUGUGGAUCGACGCACUAUGUAUCAUUCAAGACGAGUACGACGAUAAGGUGAAGGAACUGAGAAGAAUGGGUGAUAUUUAUCAGAACGCCACGUUCACAAUCGUUGCUUCCGCAGCGAAGGAUGUCAAGGAAGGGUUCCUCGGAAAGCGGGCUCCGACCUAUGAAACAACUGGAAACCCAGAUGGGCAAGUCCAACCGGUAUUCGAAGUUCAGGCCGAAGUUGAUGAACCCACUGGCCACGAACAACAGACGAUGAUACUCAUACCGGACAAGCUGGAUGAAAUGGAGCCCUGGUAUGAGAGGGCUUGGACCCUUCAAGAAUUGCUCUUUUCCCGACGCCGACUUCAGUACCGCGCCCGGCAGACGACGUGGAUAUGCCAUUGCUCCGAGUCAUUGGUCGAAGACUGCGACGGUUGGAUCGGGGGCAUGGGGAACACUUACAUCAAUUACUCUGAUCAAUACCUCUUCCGAGGGCUCAUGGCUUUGCUGCGGGGUGGCGAAAGCGCUCCCCUAAAGACUGAUAUUCUGUCGCAUUGGUACGACCUUGUGGAGGUGUACUCUGGACGAAAGCUAUCUCAUCGAGCCGACCGCUUCCCUGCCAUAUCUGGCAUAGCGAGAGAAUUCGCGGCUCUGUUGGAAGAUGAAUAUAUUUGUGGCUUGUGGAGGUCUGACUUGGCAAGGGGACUGAUGUGGUUCCCUACAUUGAUGGAAGGCGACGCUGUGCUUGGUUACAAGGCUGGGCCAUCGUGGAGCUGGGCGUCUUUCGAAGGCCGAGCGAGCUGGAUGCAGCAAAGGCACACCCACUGGCGCCAAAAUCAAGACUUUGAGAUUCUAGGCGACGACAUUCAGCCUGUGUCCGACAUCGAGCCGUUCGGCGAGGUCAAAGUCGCUAAGCUUCAUCUUCGAGGUCUGGUCAAGAGCAUCCCCAUACCUUCGGCAGACGAGAAUGGAUUCAUACAAAGCGAGGUGAGAGACCAGAUCGUAUCGAUUGGGUUCGAUUAUCCCAACGACGACAGGCUCCAACUAGAUUGCGGGCUGACCCUCGAAUUGCUGGUGGUCGUUGACUCUGGUGAUCUUGGUGUGGAAGGCCUUGUGCUCAUGGAGGAAGGGGAGAAUCGUUACUCUCGCGUUGGCUUGUUUGAGAUGGAUAGCAUUUGGCCGGUGAAAUCUUCACAUCGAUGGGAGGAGGAACACACUCGCGGGAAGAAAUCACUAAAAGAGCACCAAGCACGGUUGAGAAGUCUCUGGAGCGAAGAGAGUAUCAGGGAGAUCGUCCUCAUCUAA